Molecule: messenger RNA, 2990 nt
Organism: Cornus florida
Lineage: Eukaryota; Viridiplantae; Streptophyta; Magnoliopsida; Cornales; Cornaceae
Exons: 8
Coding region: 203-2824 (873 amino acids)
Biological process (GO): carbohydrate metabolic process
Molecular function (GO): hydrolase activity, hydrolyzing O-glycosyl compounds; carbohydrate binding
Source: RefSeq, a predicted model, not a curated record
UCCAAAUAAGCUUUCAAACAUCUUUUUCUUCCAAAACAAAACCCAGAAGCGAUUACAAGAAAGAUCCUCUUUCCGUUCAAAAAAGGAAUGCUUAUUGGGAAUCUCAUGAAAAUUACAGAUAAUUUUGAUCUGAAAUUGUAUAUAUAUAUCCACAACACACACACAUAUUUUUGAGUCAUCUGUUGCUUACAAAUCCAGUAGUAUGGCCACCCUCAAAACCACCAAAAAACACCAUAGACGCCUUAAUAACCCCUUUCCUUCCACUUCAAGAUCUCUCCCUUUUAUACAGGGAACUCUGUACUUCAAUCCCCAAACAGUCCCUUCACACCAGAUCUUUAGUAUUGGUGAGGAUUUUCAGCUAGCUUGGAGAUCCAAAAAUGGUGGGUCUCUCUCAAUUUCUCAUCAAUCUCAACCUACCAAGCCCAUGUGGACCACCAUCCCAGGGCAACCCUUUGUCUCUGCAGCAGAGGCCGAAACAGAGAUAGAAGAAAGCAGGGGUUCAUUUGUAAUCAAGGACAGGAAUGUUCGUUUGGUAUGUAAUCACCAAACAGUUGAAGAAAUUAGAGUGAUCGACCAAUCUGAUUGGAGUUCAGAAGCAAAAUUCGACGACUUUCCUUCUUAUGCGGAAUUGAAUCAGAAAAUUGAAUUGAAGGACACCCAAUUCCCUGUUUUGCUAAUAACAGGUUGGAUUUUCUGUGUGAAAAAAAGGAAGAAAUUUGAGAAUUCUGGCAUUCAAGAGACUUCACAAUUGGUGGAGAAAGAAUCUUCCACUUCUGCAAGGUAUUGGGUUUUCUUUUCUCAGAAAGGAACUCACCAAAUUGGGUUUCAAGUGAAGCUUGGCUCACCAAAUGUUCAUUUUCACCAAAGAACUCCUCCAAGAAGUAAUAGAGUCUACCGUGGCUUUCUCAGGAAGAUUGAUCGAAUUCAGGGACGUGGAGCUGGGUGGUGUGGCUUCUUUCCAAGGCGAAAAGGCUUCGCCACAAUUUCAUCAUCAGAGGAAAAUGUAGGAAUGAAAGCUGCAAAAUUUGCAGGUUUCAACAGGGUCUGUCUUACAUAUUCAAGUGAAAAAAAUGAGAAAUUCUAUGGUUUUGGUGAGCAGUUCUCUCACAUGGAAUUUAAAGGCAAAAGGGUACCAAUUUUUGUUCAAGAACAGGGGAUUGGAAGAGGAGAUCAACCAAUUACUUUUGCUGCUAACUUGGUUAGCUACAGGGCUGCAGGCGAUUGGAGUACAACUUAUGCGCCUUCACCAUUCUAUAUGACAUCGAAGAUGAGGUCUCUUUACCUUGAAGGAUACAACUAUUCCGUUUUCGAUCUAUCAAGGCAUGACAGAGUUCAGAUACAGGUAUAUGGAGAUUCUAUUCAAGGUAGGAUAUUGCAUGGGAAUGCACCUACUGAGUUCAUUGAACACUUCACUGAAGUUAUUGGGAGACCACCGGAGCUUCCUAAAUGGAUUAUAUCUGGUGCUGUGGUUGGGAUGCAGGGGGGAACAGAUUUUGUACACAACGUUUGGGAUAAACUUCGAACCUAUGAUGUACCCCUUUCAGCAUUCUGGUUGCAGGACUGGGUGGGGCACAGGAAGACGGUGAUUGGAUCACAACUUUGGUGGAACUGGGAAGUGGAUACAAGAAGGUAUUGGGGAUGGCAGGAACUACUUAAAGAUCUCAGCGCUCAGCAUAUAAAAGUGAUGACAUACUGCAACCCUUGUCUAGCUCUGAUGAAUGAGAAGCCAGAUAGAAGGAGAGACCUGUUUGAGGAAGCAAAGAAGUUGGACAUCUUAGUGAAAGACAAGAAUGGAGGGCCAUACAUGGUUCCUAACACAGCUUUUGAUGUGGGAAUGUUGGAUCUGACACACCCGCGUACUGCAAGUUGGUUCAAGCAGAUUUUACAAGAAAUGGUGGACGAUGGAGUCAGGGGAUGGAUGGCCGAUUUUGGUGAAGGCCUGCCUGUGGAUGCUUCCAUCUAUUCAGGUGAAGAUCCUGUUUCUGCACACAACAGAUACCCGGAGCUAUGGGCCAAAAUAAAUCGGGAGUUUGUGGAAGAAUGGAAAAGUACACGUAUGGAUAAGGAGAGGGAGGAUCUGGAAGAGGCCUUGGUUUUCUUUAUGCGGGCUGGUUUCAGAGAUAGUCCCAAAUGGGGCAUGCUAUUUUGGGAAGGGGAUCAAAUGGUAAGUUGGCAGGUUAAUGAUGGGAUAAAGAGUGCUGUUGUUGGCUUGUUGAGCAGUGGACUUUCAGGGUAUGCUUUUAACCACAGCGAUAUUGGAGGCUACUGUGCUGUAAACUUGCCUUUUCUUAAGAAGUAUCAGAGAAGUGAAGAGUUGUUGUUGCGGUGGAUGGAAGUAAAUGCAUUCACGACAGUUUUCCGGACCCAUGAAGGAAAUAAACCAUCCUGCAACAGUCAGUUCUACACAAACCACAGGACUUUAUCACAUUUUGCACGCUUUGCAAAAAUUUAUAAAGCUUGGAAGUUUUACAGGAUCGAACUUGUUAAGGAAGCUUCUCAAAAAGGCCUGCCUGUUUGCCGCCACCUAUUUCUUCACCACCCAGAAGAUGAGCAUGUGCAUAGCCUGAGUUAUGAGCAAUUUCUUGUUGGUACGGAAAUCCUAGUGGUGCCUGUUCUUGACAAAGGCAAAAAUAAUGUUAAGGCCUAUUUCCCAGUAGGAGAAAGUUGCUCAUGGAAACAUAUUUGGACAGGAAAAAUAUAUACGAAACAAGGUUCUGAAGCUUGGAUAGAAGCUCCAGUUGGCUAUCCUGCCAUUUUUGUCAAGGCUGACUCUAUUAUCGGGGAUACAUUUUUGAAAAACCUCAGAGAAUACAAUAUUUUGUAAAACAGUAAGACAGAUUCUGUAGAAAAUGUUAUGGAUUUGUCGACCAUUUCAAGAUUCUUGCACCACCACUUUACCGUAUUAGACAUUCAAAUAGUAUGUUCAAUGAUAUAAUUUCAAUUUCUUGAAUACAUUGUGCUUAUAAGAAAAUCUUUUGUAGGCUUAUUCA